Molecule: messenger RNA, 5644 nt
Organism: Hermetia illucens (black soldier fly)
Lineage: Eukaryota; Metazoa; Arthropoda; Insecta; Diptera; Stratiomyidae
Gene: Ptp99A
Product: tyrosine-protein phosphatase 99A
Exons: 16
Coding region: 1083-4967 (1294 amino acids)
Biological process (GO): protein dephosphorylation
Molecular function (GO): protein binding; protein tyrosine phosphatase activity
Source: RefSeq, a predicted model, not a curated record
GACGGAUAACGGGCCUUACGAUAGUUAGUUGGUUUGCGUCUGCGGUUCACAGUUUGUCUGACUACAAGGCACCUUCUCAGAGAAAGUGGCAACAUUACGGCAGGUCCACGUUGUGAAUGUUUGUCAAUCUUUGAUGCAGGUCAAGGCGUCUAGACACGCGGUACGUUCUUCGCUGACUACGAACGUGCGGUCUACGAUUUGCAUCUGAUUCUGAAUAAUUACAAUCGUUAGCUAUAAAUUACGCGAAUAAAUUAAACGAAAUGCGAGAAAUAUGCACAGAGGCACCGUUGCGAGGAAGCAGGAGCCCGCAUAGUAUUAUAUAACCACACGUAUUUAUUACUGGCCAGAUUGGCGGGCACUUGCCAACAGCAGAUGAAAAAAAUUGGCUCACUUCCGAGUAUCACUUUAGCCUCCAGUGGAAAAAAUGUUUUCACCUUUUAGGACUUUUCCGUGCUAUUUGUGAAUACCAUCCGUUACAUACGACACUAUGCCCUGAUGAAAGGCUUCCAAGCCAAGGAUUUGUCACAGCUUCCCAAGAAAGUGUUCCAAUGCCGUUAAAGGGAAGAGUUCACUUUUGUCUUGGCAAACCCAUUCACUCCCAUGUUCACCUUUGUUCCGAUUUUAUAUUCAGGUGGGCCGAGAUCAAGUUCGGUUUGAAUUUCGGUGCGAACUCAAAUUUCGAGGGUGGGCUGGGGUGUUUGUGAGCGCUAAGUGCAAAAAGAUGUUAGCAAUUUUCGUGUGUGUAAAAUUUGAAUGUUAUCAACAAUUCGUGGUUGUGUAUAAAGUUUAAAAUAUUUUCCAGUUCAGGAUGUGCGUGCUCAGAAAUUCAGAUAAUUUUGGGCAAUUAAGUGCAAGUUGAGCUAACGAAUGUGGGGUCCUCAUGAUUUCAGUGUUUGAUUAAGUGCUCGUAAAUACAAUAAUCGUUGAAUGUGAUUCUCACAAUCGAAUUAUUUGAUGUAGAGUUUCUCAUCCUGUGCUACUGAAAAUCAUCAAAUUUGCCGUGAAAAUAGUGAGUGUUGUGCGGAAUUUGGAGAAGAAUUACAAAUGGUCCUUCUAACGAAAGCAUCCAUACCGAAGCCAAAAUGAUGCGAUUUUUGGUCAAAUAUAAUCAUCUAGGAUUAAUCAUUUAUGGAUUACUCUUCAUAACAAGUUGCGGUGGCGGAAGAAUUUUCGACGUAACAAAUAUACCGAUACAAAAAUACUAUGCUGAGGCUGGAAAGAAUAUCACAGUACCAUGUCCGGGCGUCAGUGAGCAUUCCCUGGUUGAUACAUUAACCUGGAAAACGAGCAGCACAAUUGCACAAUAUGCAAAUAAGAUACCACUUGUGCACAACCAACGGUUACAACUUCUGCCCGAAAACUUCAGUCUACAAUUCAGUCCAGCUAUUGCAUCUGACACUGCCGAGUACAUUUGUCUUGUCAACGACAGACACAUUCCAGAAGCUAUAAUUGAUUUAUUAGUACAGGAUGUUCCAGAUCCGCCAGAGAGGCCUUUAAUUGUAAGUUUUACGUCGCGCUCAGUUAAUCUUUCAUGGGCACAUUCGCAGCAUGCAAGGAAUGCGCCAGUUACACAUUUUAUAAUUGAAACAAGAGUUGGAGAGAAUGGACCAUGGGACCAAGUACCACGAAUUUUCACAAAAACUAAUACCACAUCAUAUCAGGUGACAGGCCUUCUUCCUUUUACGGUCUACAGUUUUCGAACGUUGGCCGUAAAUAAAUUGGGCAUUAGUCCUCCGUCCAAAGAGUCAUAUUAUAUUGUCACAUUACGGGAAGUUCCGAUAGGAAAGCCAGUGACAACGAUAGCACAUAACACUUCAUCAACUUCGAUUUAUAUCUCAUGGAAACCACCACCGCCCGAUACUAUUUUGGGAGAGUUUCUUGGCUACCGAAUAACGUAUCGUCCCCGUGAUAAGAGUCCCAGCAGCGUGAAGGAGAUCUACCUGCGUGACAGCACCAUUGAGAAUCAUGAAAUCCACAAUUUGGAAACAUAUACGCAGUACCUGGUUUCAAUACAAGUUUUCAAUCCGGAAGGCCUUGGUCCUUCAACAACAGUGCUAGUCAUGACGGACGAAGGUGUGCCAAGCAAACCACAAAAUCUAACCGUGCAAGCUGUUACAUCGAAUUCAAUACGACUGUCAUGGCGGGAACCGAAAAACCUGAAUGGAGCCAUCGAUGGAUAUCACAUAUUUCAUAUGCACGACAAUCAAACAGGCGUUGAAAUUCUGAAAAGCUCAUCGAUUACAGGCGGACCCUACAUCACAUACGAGCUGCCCAAUCUAAAGCCCUACACUGAAUAUCGAAUAACUGUGAAAGCAUUCACCAAGAAAAAUGAAGGUGAUGGAUCAGAUACUGUGAUACAACGUACCGAUAUAGCCGGGCCAAGUGCUCCUAUUGUCGUCAAUCUUACCUGUCAAGCACAGGACGCUGUCAAUAUUAGAUGGCGGCGUCCAUUGGAAUUUUAUAAUUCUAUCGAUUACUAUAUUAUCAGCUAUCGAAUAGCUGAAAAUCCAGAUUCCUACGACCUUCAGUUACCAACAACAAUCCGAGAAAUUGAGACGGCGUUUACCCUGCCAAAUUUGACAACGUACACUAUCUACGAGAUAAAAGUUUGCGCAGCAUCUCACAGCAUAAUAGCAUCAAAUAGAAUAAUACAUGGGAAAUGUUCGGAGCCAAGAAAGAUUUUGAUGCAACCAAAUUGCGAAAAAAUCCAACCAUUGCUGCGACAAUCACAUAACGACUACAAUCUUGCAGUUCUUGUUGGCGUCGUUUUCAGCUGCUUCGGAAUCAUUCUCAUUGUGAUGGCAUUCGUAUUGUGGAGCAGAAAAUGUUUCCAUGCGGCCUACUAUUAUCUGGACGAUCCGCCGAAUCAUCCUAGUGCCCCACAAGUAGACUGGGAGGUGCCUGUUGAAAUUGGAGGUGAAAUACGUGCAGCUGUCCCAGUUAAUGAGUUCGCCAAACAUGUGGCGUCAUUACAUGCUGAUGGUGAUAUUGGAUUUAGUCGUGAAUAUGAAGCAAUUCAAUGUGAGAGUGCCGUUGAUGAAUUACCCUGCGAACAUUCACAACAUCCAGAGAAUAAACGGAAAAAUCGAUAUCUUAAUAUUAUUGCAUAUGACCAUAGUCGAGUCCAUUUACACCCAACACCAGGCCAGAAAAAAGGGUUAGAUUACAUCAAUGCGAAUUUCAUUGAUGGAUAUCAGAAGGCCCGCGCAUUUGUUGGAACCCAAGGUCCACUUCCAGAUACAUUCGAUUGUUUCUGGCGUAUGAUUUGGGAGCAACGUGUAACAAUUAUUGUUAUGAUCACAAAUUUGGUGGAGCGUGGCCGACGGAAAUGUGAUAUGUACUGGCCAAAAGACGGUUCAGAAACAUAUGGAGUGAUUCAAGUGAAACUCCUUGAAGAGGAAGUUCUGGCCACUUACACAGUAAGAAAGUUCCAAAUCAAACAUCUUAAGGUGCGUAUUGAGUUUACAUUUCAGUCCAUUUGUAAUAUAAUACGUUGCGUUCGUUUACAGCUUAAGAAAAAGAAACAAAUUAACUCCGAAAAGAUUGUCUACCAAUACCAUUAUACGAAUUGGCCAGAUCAUGGAACACCCGAUCAUCCACUGCCAGUAUUAAAUUUCGUGAAGAAGUCUUCAGCAGCCAAUCCACCCGACUCUGGACCAAUUGUAGUGCAUUGCAGUGCUGGAGUCGGCCGAACAGGAACAUACAUUGUCCUGGAUGCAAUGCUUAAACAAAUCGAACAUAAAGGUGUAGUCAAUGUUUUCGGCUUCCUACGACACAUUCGAGCCCAGCGCAACUUCCUAGUUCAAACCGAAGAACAAUACAUAUUCAUACACGACGCUCUCGUUGAGGCGAUUGCUAGCGGUGAAACGAAUAUCCGUGCCGAUCAAAUUGAAGAGCUGAAAAACAAUAUACCAUAUUUGGAGAUGCAAUACAAGAAUAUUAUUCAAUUUCAAACAAAAGAUAUUCACAUUGCAUCGGCCAUGAAACAAGUAAAUUCGGUAAAAAAUCGUGGUGCUAUUUUUCCAAUCGAAGGCAGCCGAGUACACUUGACACCGAAACCAGGCGAGGAUGGUAGUGAUUAUAUAAAUGCAUCGUGGCUCCAUGGUUUUCGACGAUUACGAGAUUUCAUUGUAACACAACAUCCCAUGCAGAAUACGGUUAAAGAUUUCUGGCAGAUGGUUUGGGAUCAUAACGCUCAGACAAUAGUGUUAUUGUCAUCGCUGGAUGAAAUCACCUUUGCACAGUUCUGGCCAGAUGAAUCUGAACCAAUUGAAACACAUUAUUACCGUGUAAAAUUCGUAAAUAAAACUAACAAAAGUGACUAUGUUAGUCGUGAUUUUGUCAUUCAAUCCGUUCAGGAUGAUUAUGAGCUAAACGUUAGAAUGUUACAUUGCCCGAGUUGGCCAGAAAUGUCAAAUCCAAAUAGUAUUUAUGAUUUCAUUGUGGACGUCCAUGAGCGAACUAGCGACUAUCGAAAUGGGCCAGUAAUUGUUGUUGAUCGAUACGGUGGUGCUCAGGCUUGUACAUUUUGCGCAAUAACAUCACUUAGCAUGGAGAUGGAGUACGAUGACACAGCCAACAUUUACACGUAUGCUAAACUGUACCACAACAAACGGCCAGGAGUGUGGACAUCAAGCGAAGAUAUUCGUCAAAUCUACAAUAUUCUGUCGUAUAUGCCGACAGAUCUUCAGCUGUUGAAGCGCACGGCGCUGCGUACGGAAUUCGAGGACAUAACGACGGCAACACCCGAUCUCUAUAGUAAAAUAUGCAGUAAUGGUAAUAUUAGUAGCACAUUAAAUUCGAAUACGAUAAAUAAUACUAAUCUUACUACCACAACAACUGCUCCCAAUACUAAUGGCGAUACAGUUGGUAUUCAAAUAACAAACGAUGAAAACGAAGAGCUUUCGGUUGUAGUCGGUAGUGGUAAUGACGCUAAGGAUGCUCAAAAGCUCGACAUUGUCGGUUAAACGAUGAUCCAUUCUACGAUCACUAAUUGUAAAUAGCUUUAUAUAUAUAUGAGUAAAGGAAAACUAUAUUUAAUAGAUCAUUAAAUGUAAUUAAUAGCAAAAUUUUUGUGUAAACACAAUAAUGAAAACAAAUUCAAGUCACACACACACAAAAUGAUAUUUAUUGUGGAGAUAUAGUUUAUGGAAUCAACAUUUCUUUUUGGAAUUUGUAUUGUAAUUUAAAAUAAUUGUAAAAUGAUGCAGAAAGUGAGAACCUAUGGUAAGUUAUCAUUUAAGGAAUCCAUUGAGAAAGAAAAACCACGAAAAAAAGUGUAAUGAGAGAGCAUAAAUCAUUUUGCUUGCCGUGUAUUGGAUGUUCUUCCGCGUAUCUAUUUUUUGUAUAGAUAAAAUCGUAUGCAUGCGUUUGUGUGAUUGAAUGCUUUUUUGUGAUUUCUAUUAUAAAACAUUGUGUAAUUAUACAGUUAAGAUGAAAUAAUCUAAGAACAAUUUAGAGAAUGGCAUGCGAAAUAGAGUUGUUAGAUGAUGAGUUAUAUUUAAAUUCGAAUUACAGUGUCGAUGAUAAUGGCAAAUUAAGUAAAUGAUGAUAAAAUACUCUAUAUUUGAAGACUGGUUUUGUACACACUUUUUACAUACACUAUUAUAUUAUGAAGUACUAUACUCGAGAUAUUUUAAUCUAA